AUGAGUGGAACCAGGGUACCAGUUGGUGGUGACAAUGUGGUCUACAAGGCUGAAGAUGUUGCCAGUACUAUGCUUGCGAGGGGUUUCACCAUGGGUAAAGACGCCAUUAGCAAUGCGAAAUCUUUCGAUGAGAGGCAUGGAUGCACAUCCACCACCGCCGCCAAGGUGGCCUCCAUCGACAAGAAGAUCGGGCUUAGUGAGAAGUUCACCUUGGGGACUACCAUGGUAAACGAGAAGGUCAAGGAGAUGGACCAGAAGUUCCAGGUCUCUGAUAAGACCAAGUCGACGCUGGCUGCGGCCGAGCAGACAAUGGGCAAUGUCGGGUCUGCCAUCAUGAAGAAUAGGUACGUCUUCACUAGCGCAUCGUGGGUCACCAGCGCGUUUGGCAAGGUCGCCAAGGCCUCCACCGAUGUUGGCACGACGACGAAGGAGAACAUGUCGGCCGAGGACCAGCAGAAGGGCUCUGGGGGCAGCUCAUACACAUCCAUCCGCUGA
Molecule: messenger RNA, 495 nt
Organism: Triticum dicoccoides
Lineage: Eukaryota; Viridiplantae; Streptophyta; Magnoliopsida; Poales; Poaceae
Product: binding partner of ACD11 1-like
Exons: 1
Coding region: 1-495 (164 amino acids)
Source: RefSeq, a predicted model, not a curated record